GAUUCUCUCCCGGUCCAGCCUUCGCUUCGUCUGCGGGGCAUCCUCCGGGCAGCAUGUCCCCUUCUGAGCGCCUGGUCCUCGUGCUGGGAGGAGCUGGGACCGUGGGCUCUGGGAUUGUGAAGUCGCUCCUGGAGAAGGGGUUCCAAGUUGCUGUCAUUUCCCGGGAUGCCACACGCCUGGAGAAGCUUCGGAACUUCCUACCAGCAGAAGCCCACAGUCGCCUGUUCACUGUGGUCGGGGAUGUUGGCACCGAGGAUGGAGCAGAAGCAGCAAAAGUGUCCCUGCUGGAAGGAGGCAGGAAGGUCACUGAUGUGGUCUCCUCUUUGGGUUUCAGCUGGUGGCAAGGGGGAGCACCCCACACUCAGAGCCUGAAGGAGCUACAGUGGGUCCUGGAGACCUUGCUCCUGAGUACCUUCACUGCCUGGAAAGCCUUCUUUCCCCUGGUCUGGGAGAACCCAAGGGGCUCAUACACCUUUAUCACAGGUGGGGCAGGAGAUCAUUUGCUCAGGCCAGGCACAGGCUUCCUGACCCUGGGGGCCUCAGGGGCUCUAUCCUUCAGCAAGGUGGUGCGUGAGGAAUACCCUGAUGUACCCUGUAAGCUGAAUGAGGUGAAGAUCAACAUGGGGGUUGCACUCCCCGAAGCGCUGGCUCCUGGCUACGUCAGCCACCUGGAGGUGGGCCAGGCCGUGGCCUCCCUGGUGGAGAAGCUUGCCGUCUCGCACACUGUGCUGUGUGUAGACUCCCCUGCUGAUCUUCAGGUCUUGACCUCAGAGGGGAAGCUGUGACCCCUCCCUUCUCCCAGGAAACCUGCACCCCCACCCAUUCCUCCUCUCAAUGGAGCUUGCAAGGGUUGAAAAAGCCCCCUUAGCCUAGGUCAUCCCUGUCAUGAACCUCCUGUUUCCUGUAUCACUUCCUUUUAUUACCCAAAGCCCUUCCAGGUGGGGCCCCAGGUGAGGACUGCCCUUAAUCCUGGAGGGGGAUAAGAAGCUGAAUGACUCUCACAGGAGCACAGAACCUUGCUACCCCAGGAAAGGGCUAGAGCUGCGGCAAUGGAGGACGUUACCAUUCCUGAAGCCCAUUGCCCUGGGCUGUGUGGGAGGGAGGCUCGGGUGCUUCAGGCCUGGCUCUUGGUAAGAGAGAAUGCACAGUGGAAGUAGCUAACUCUCAAGUCCCCAGCCAUUUGGGUCUGGAACUCAUGGAGACUCCAGGGAAUUUCUGGGAGGGUGGGGAUAGGAGGACAGGAAGGAACCUAGAAACAAGCCUGGGGUUUGUCCCCCAACUUACUCCGGACUCACACAGUACCAGGGCAUUUCCUAAGAAGUAGCAUUUGCAGCCAUCUGAGCAUUAGCCCCUCUUCCUGACUCCUAUCCCAAGGAGUCAGAGGUCAGAGAGACAGGGUUAGAGCAACUGAAAAGAUGAGAAACUCAGAGAAUGAUUCCCCACACCAUCAGCCCCUGGAAAGGCAUCCUUAUCUAGAACCAUUCACCUUCCCAACCCCAUCCCUCCAUCCUCCCCUCUUCUACUCUCAAUGCCUUCUAUGACCUAGAAUACUUAACCAGCCUGGUCUGAUUCUUGGCUGGGCCAUUUCCAGUGACAACUUCUCUGAUGUAUUUCCCCAGGCUAGGGAUAGAUAAUAUCACCAACCUACCCCUCACCUUCUAGAUGUCUAAUAUUUCUCCCAAUCACUUUGUUCUCUUUUAAUAAAAUUUGUAUGGAUUCCAAGUUGCCUCCGAUCCUUGACUGAGGAUUCUUUGGGGUAGAUGCUUCUGAAUUUUACCUCUGGAGAGGGCAUAAAAAAGGAAAUAUAAUAAAACGGACAUUUAUCAGGCACAUAGUAUGUACUGGGC
Sarcophilus harrisii (Tasmanian devil) is the source of this 1847-nucleotide messenger RNA. RefSeq lists its product as uncharacterized. Lineage: Eukaryota; Metazoa; Chordata; Mammalia; Dasyuromorphia; Dasyuridae. The transcript is spliced from 6 exons. The coding region runs from base 54 to 785 and encodes 243 amino acids. Gene Ontology annotation, biological process: fatty acid beta-oxidation. Gene Ontology annotation, cellular component: mitochondrion. Gene Ontology annotation, molecular function: 2,4-dienoyl-CoA reductase (NADPH) activity. The record is from RefSeq and is a predicted model, not a curated record.